CCCAUCGGCUCUCGAACCGUUCCCUCUCUCUCCUCCCCUUCCCCUCCCCCAACACCACCACACACCCACAACCCCCCCCCGCGUACAAAUCAACCAAUUCCCCACCCCUCACCACCAAACCCCACCAUCCCCUCCCUCAUGACAACCGCCCUCUCCUCUUCCACCUCCUCCUGGCCCCCUCUCCCCUCCCCAAACCCUAACAAUUUCUCCACCUCCCUAAUCCCCUCCCACAUGUCCAACCCCCACCCCCCCUCCUCCUCCUCCCACCCGUCCUUCUCCGAUUUUACCGAGACCGACCACCCAUCCGUCUCCGAUUUCACCGACACCGACUCCGAGCCACCGCACCAAUCGCCCUCCGUCAUCUCUGACGACGCCUCCGCUAUCUCCUUCUUCUCCGACGCUCCCGCCUCCACCACCAACCCCAACCCUAACGACGACCUCGCCCGAUCCCUCUCCCCGCCCCCCGCCCUCCUCCACCUCUCCUUCAACCAGGACUCCGGCUGCUUUGCUGCCGGCACCGACCGCGGCUUCCGCAUUUACAACUGCGACCCCUUCCGAGAGAUUUUCCGGCGGGAGUUUGACAACAACGGCGGCGGCAUCAGCGUUGUUCAGAUGCUCUUCCGGUGUAACAUUCUGGCGUUGGUUGGCGGCGGGCCCGAGCCGCAGUACCCCUUGAAUAAGGUGAUGAUUUGGGACGAUCAUCAGGGGAGGUGCAUCGGAGAGCUUUCCUUUCGGUCCGAGGUUAUGUCUGUUCGGCUUAGGCGGGACAGGAUUGUGGUGGUUUUGGCGCAGAAGAUUUUUGUUUACAAUUUUUCAGACUUGAAGUUGCUUCAUCAGAUUGAGACAAUCGCAAAUCCCAAGGGGCUUUGCGAGCUUUCGCAUCAGUCAUCUUCGAUGGUGCUGGUUUGCCCGGGGUUGCAGAAGGGGCAGGUUAGGGUUGAGCAUUACGCUUCCAAGCGAACCAAGUUUAUUAUGGCUCAUGAUUCAAGGAUUGUUUGCUGUGCUCUAACUCAUGAUGGCCGGUUUCUUGCUACAACGAGUAGUAAGGGGACGUUAGUUCGUGUUUUCAAUACUUUGGAUGGGUCAUUGCUUCAGGAGGUAAGAAGAGGUGCAGACAGAGCUGAGAUCUACAGUCUUGCGUUCUCUUCAACUGCACAAUGGCUGGCUGUUUCAAGUGACAAGGGAACUGUCCAUGUCUUCAGCCUCAAGGUUGAUUCAGGAUCUUUAGGGAUUGAAAGAUCACGGAGCGCGCCUGAAUCAAGUCUGUCAAAUCCGCCUGCUCUUUCAUCUCUUUCCUUUAUUAAAGGUGUGCUGCCAAAAUAUUUCAGCUCAGAGUGGUCAGUGGCUCAAUUCCGCUUGCAGGAAGGUUCUCAAUACAUUGUCGCCUUUGGCCACGAAAAGGACACCGUAGUGAUACUCGGCAUGGAUGGGAGCUUCUAUCGUUGUCAAUUCAACCCAGUGUCUGGAGGGGAGAUGACUCAGCUAGAACAUCAUAAUUUCUUGAAGCCUGAAGAAACAUUCUAAAAAAAGCAAGGUCGAAGUCUUUUCUCUUCUAUAGACUUCUCUUCUAUUCUCUGUUUUUAUGCUUAUUUUAUUUUAUUUUUUAUUGUGGUGAUGCUGUAUUGUUUCGAUAUUUAUGAUGAGAUGGAAUAAGUUGUAAAUAUGUACAAGUAGAUGGAAAUGAGAGAAAAGAGUUCACAUUUAAUUUGGUUGUAUAUAUAGAUGACAAGUACCUUUGUAUAAUGUAUAUCUUAGACAAUAGCAGUUGUGCAGUUCCUUGCCUUCA
Rhododendron vialii is the source of this 1786-nucleotide messenger RNA. RefSeq names its product autophagy-related protein 18a-like. Gene Ontology annotation, cellular component: extrinsic component of membrane; cytosol; phagophore assembly site membrane. Gene Ontology annotation, molecular function: protein binding; phosphatidylinositol-3-phosphate binding; phosphatidylinositol-3,5-bisphosphate binding. Lineage: Eukaryota; Viridiplantae; Streptophyta; Magnoliopsida; Ericales; Ericaceae. The record is from RefSeq and is a predicted model, not a curated record. Bases 139 to 1524 code for a protein of 461 amino acids. Gene Ontology annotation, biological process: protein lipidation; protein localization to phagophore assembly site; autophagy of mitochondrion. The transcript has 5 exons.